AUGGGAUGCAAAAGGGUCUUCCCGUUCGUACACACGUUCCCCGCGUACGACGAGGCCCGGCGAACAUGGAUAGACAGCACCUGCGGUCGAUGCCCUGCGACGGCUGCCAUCUUACGUCGCCUGCCCAACAUCCGAACGGCGCUGUUUUCUCGGCUCGGGGGAGGUUCCCGGAUCUCGGGGCACCGGGGGUGGGCGGACCUCGCGAACCACGUCCUGCGGUGCCAUCUGCCGCUCAAGGUACCCUCGGAUGGGCCGUGCGGACUGUGGGUGAACGAAGAGGUACGGCAUCAUGUUGAAGGCGAGAUUAUCGUUUUCGACGACAGCAAGCUGCACAAGGCGUUCAACGAAUCGUCGGAGGAGAGGCUAGUUUUGAUCGUCGACAUCCUGCGACCGCCAGGGGUACCUCUUGGAACAGCGGACGGGGAACACACACCCGAGCUCGACGCCUUCAUUGAUGCCUUCCGAUAAGCUCCUUUCACCCCACCUCCACGGCUGGUGCGCCCAGGCCGGUGGGCUAGUACAGUGUUUUGUGUUUUGUUCAUACCUCGUUCGGGAGGAGCAAAUUCAUUCGUGUGUAGUGCAGGUAUCCUCGUAUUGCCCGCCUCUAUCUCUCUCCCUCUCUCUUGGGGAGGUUGUAGGUGAUGUGGAAUGAAAAGAACUUGUUGCUUUCGUGGGCGUGGUUUCAGUGUCUAGAUCUUGGUGGACUUGCACGAGCACAGCAGUAGUAAAAAGGCUUUGGGGCGUGAGCUACGAAUGAGUAUCGUUUGUGCCCCCUCUCUUAUUGUAGUUCGGUAUUGUUGUUCAGAUUGUUUGAUGUGUCCUUCUCUUGUGUCCUGUUCGUUCUGUACGUAUUCGUUUGUUGCUUCCAAGCUUCUUGCAUGUUGGGAGGGAAUCAGGUACCUACUCGUUCAUCCGGGGUAUUCAGCCCGGGGGAUGGUGUAUUGAGGAUUCCCUACUUGGCGGGACGAAGCAGUACAACUACGUAGACAGCCCCCGAGAUGCACGAGGGUGAGAGCAGCCCUCAGCCCUCGUCACGCCCAUUUUGAUUAACUGAACGGAGGUGUGUGUGGGCUCUGUCGUGAGCGACGUUUUGCUGCCAUGAUGACCGGUGCACAGGCAGUGUUUGAAUUCAUUUG
Ectocarpus siliculosus is the source of this 1136-nucleotide messenger RNA. Lineage: Eukaryota; Phaeophyceae; Ectocarpales; Ectocarpaceae. The record is from the annotation of a GenBank genome assembly.